Molecule: messenger RNA, 1792 nt
Organism: Daucus carota subsp. sativus
Lineage: Eukaryota; Viridiplantae; Streptophyta; Magnoliopsida; Apiales; Apiaceae
Product: phosphatidylinositol/phosphatidylcholine transfer protein SFH11
Exons: 11
Coding region: 13-1515 (500 amino acids)
Source: RefSeq, a predicted model, not a curated record
GGAAAUUCGAUCAUGUCGGACUCUACAGCUGUUGCAACCACUUACCUGAUCACAGGUUUAUUUUCCAUUCUAGCCGGCAAAUAUCUGGACUCUGUUGUUGCUUGUGCCUUAUGCACUGGGAAUGAUCUUUUUAUAGAGCCAAAAAUCACCCGAGGAUGUCGGAUGGAAAAAAUCAGGAAUAUUUUUAAGGCGAAAAAGGGCAAGGGUGGUGAGGAAUCAAGCAAGUUUAUAUGCUCUAACACUCAGCCUAGUAGGCCUUUUGCCUCUCGAGAAAAGUAUAGGAGGUUGUCCUGUGAUAUUAUACUUAAGGUGAUAACAUUUUAUUCAUUGAAGUUUCAUAGAAUGAUGAAGGGAGCAGAAAAGAGCCAAACCGUACUACAUGGUUUUGAAGGGCCUCAUGAUUCGAAAGAUGAAGUUUUUGUUGAAUCUUUACGCAAAAUGCUUUCUCUUGAAGGGCUAGUUCUGCAAAAGCACACUGAUUAUUACACCCUAUUAAGAUUUUUACGUAUGAAGGAGUUUGAUCUGACAAAAGCAAAAGAAGCGUUUUUAAAUUAUAUCAAAUGGAGAAGGGAAUAUGGUGUUGAUGCAAUUUGCAAGGAAUUCAAAUUUGAAGAGUAUAGGGAGUUGAAGAUAUGUUACCCUCAUGGAUAUCAUGGAGUUGAUCGAUGUGGUAGGCCUGUAUAUAUUGAACAGACAGGAUUAGUAGAUCUUAACGCCCUUCUGCAAAUAACGACUACUGAAAAAUUCCUGAAGUAUCAUGUAAGCGAACAGGAGAAAACAUUGAAUCAGAGGUUCCCCUCGUGUUCCAUUGCAGCAAAGAAGCAUAUAACUUCAUCUACAACCAUUUUAGAUGUCAAAGGCGUGGGAAUGUCCAACUUUACGAAACCUGCAAGAAAUAUCUUCAUGGAACUUCAAAAGAUCGAUAGCAAUUAUUAUCCCGGGACUCUGCAUCAAGUCUUUGUUGUGAAUGCUGGAUCUGGAUUUAGAGCGCUUUGGAAAGUUGUCAAAGCUUUUCUUGAUGCCCGGACACUGGGGAAGAUACAAGUACUUGGGGGCAACUACAAAAGUAAGCUGCUGGAAGCUAUUGAUCCAAGUAAUCUGCCAACCUUUUUGGGCGGAAACUGCACAUGUAGUGAAUUUGGGGGAUGCCAUUUCAGUGAUAAAGGACCCUGGAAUGAUCCAGAAAUAACGAGAUUGCUUCAGGAGAUGAUCGAUACUGAAGAACAUAUACAGGAUGGAGAAUGUAGUGUUGCGACCACCAAUGAGAAAAUGCAAUCUGAUAUGGAUAAUAUUUAUAUUAAAGACGUAAAUGACACAAUCCCAGAAGAGAAUACACAUCCGGAGGACUUCAGCGUUGUUGAUAAGCCAUUGCUUUCAAAACUGCAAGCACUAGAAACUGCACUCAAAGAUGCCAAAACGCAAAUCCAGAUGCUGGAAACAUCGAUUGAGGGAACCAAGACGGUCUUAAGAGGACUUGGCCUGCACAUGGAAGAGCUACUAAGCAAGCUCAACUAAAAUUAUAAGAUCAACCUUUCUCCUGUCAUGCAGUGGCUUUUCACUAUCCGAUUUGAAUCCUGAAGGCAGGCUCCUUAUGGAGUGGUGUUAUUCAUUACUAGAAGUAAAGUGUAUUUGCCAACAGUACAAAAUUGUUCACACAUUUGAGAUUAGUGUGUGUGCAAAAUUCUGAUAAUUACAGCUUCUGUAAUUCUGAUCAUGUAUUGGCAUUGUCCCAGACAUCUACUUAUGCAUUUGUUUGAUCACAUAAUGAAAUGUUUAUGGCACUUGAUCAGAU